Urocitellus parryii (Arctic ground squirrel) is the source of this 1717-nucleotide messenger RNA. RefSeq names its product peter pan homolog (gene Ppan). Gene Ontology annotation, cellular component: preribosome, large subunit precursor. The record is from RefSeq and is a predicted model, not a curated record. Gene Ontology annotation, molecular function: rRNA binding. Gene Ontology annotation, biological process: rRNA processing; ribosomal large subunit assembly. Lineage: Eukaryota; Metazoa; Chordata; Mammalia; Rodentia; Sciuridae.
GUGUCUCCAUAGCAACCCCUCCAAAGAUUUCCUACUCCCCGCCCCCGCUCCCCUCGAGGCCACUUAGUGCGCAGGCCCGCCCGAUGACGCCAUCGGCUCCGGCGCCGGAAGUGAGCAGCGCGGCGCCGGAAGUGGCCGGCAGAGGCGGCCUCGUGGAAUAGACGGCAGCAUGGGGCAAUCGGGGAGGUCCCGGCACCAGAAGCGCGCGCGCGCCCAGGCGCGGCUCCGCAACCUCGAGGCUUACGCCGCGCAACCGCACUCGUUCGUGUUCACGCGGGGCAGUGCGGGUCGCAGCGUCCGGCAGCUCAGCCUGGACGUGCGUCGGGUCAUGGAGCCGCUCACCGCCACCCGUCUGCAGAUCCGUAAGAAGAACUCGCUGAAGGACUGUGUGGCAGUGGCUGGGCCCCUUGGGGUCACACACUUCCUGAUCCUAAGCAAAACAGAGACCAGUGUCUACUUUAAACUGAUGCGGCUCCCAGGAGGCCCCACUUUGACCUUCCAGAUCAACAAGUACACACUGGUGCGCGAUGUGGUCUCCUCGCUGCGCAGGCACCGCAUGCAUGAGCAGCAGUUUGCCCACCCUCCCCUCCUGGURCUCAACAACUUUGGACCUCACGGCAUGCAUGUGAAGCUUAUGGCCACCAUGUUCCAGAACCUGUUCCCCUCCAUCAACGUGCACAAGGUGAACCUGAACACCAUCAAGCGCUGCCUUCUCAUCAAUUACAACGCUGACUCCCAGGAGCUGGACUUCCGCCAUUAUAGCAUCAAAGUGGUUCCCGUGGGUGCAAGUCGGGGGAUGAAGAAGCUCCUGCAGGAAAAGUUCCCCAACAUGAGUCGCCUGCAGGACAUCAGUGAGCUGCUGGCCACAGGUGCAGGGCUUUCAGAAAGUGAGGCGGAGCCUGAUGGCGAACACAACAUUACUGAGCUACCCCAGGCCAUUGCAGGACGCGGCAACAUGCGGGCCCAGCAGAGCGCAGUGCGGCUCACAGAGAUUGGUCCCCGGAUGACGCUGCAGCUCAUUAAGAUCCAAGAGGGCGUCGGGGAGGGCAACGUGCUGUUCCACAGUUUCGUGCACAAGACGGAGGAGGAGCUGCAGGCCAUCCUGGCAGCCAAGGAGGAGAAGCUGCGGCUCAAGGCCCAGAGGCAGGAUCAGCAGAACCAGAAUGUCCAGCGCAAGCGGGAGCAGCGGGAGGCCCACAGGAAGAAGAGCCUGGCGGGCAUGAAGAGAGCUCGUGCUGAUGGGGACAGUGAUGCUGAGGACCCAGGGGUGCCCCCAGAGGCCGAGGGGGCUGGCCAGCAGGAGGAAGAAGAUGAAGCGGAAUAUUUCCGCCAGGCAGUGGGCGAGGAGCCUGAUGAGGACAUGUUCCCCAGGGUGACCAAGCGGAGACUGCACACCGGGCCUCCAGGCAAGAAGCAGCGGGUGAAGGAGCGGAGGCCUAACCGAGACAGGGGUCAGGACGGUGGCCGGAGGCCUCUGAAGCCCAAGAGUAGACCCACGGGAGUCCAGGGCAAGCAGGGGCACAGAGGGGCUGCCCGAGAGCGCAGCCGGGGAAGGCCACUGAAGAGAAGGGCUUGAGUCUGAGCCCAGUGAUGCAUGGAAUGCCCCAGAUUGGGGCCCAAAAGAGCUGCCCCUGUGCAGCCCUCGGUUUCCUUUCAUAAAGGAGUGGUAGCCCAACCCCCACCCCCACCCUCGCACGUCAAUAAAGACUGAACUUGG